GUCGAUCACGAUCCGCUCGAUUUCAGAGGAAUCCUGGAGAAUGCAGGCGCCGUGAUGGCUCAGCGCCAGCUGCUGUGGGACAUGGGUAUCAUCUACCCGGGGCUGAAGCUAAAGCUUGGCCCAACCAUCGGUGCUGCCGGAUUGCUGGAGUUUGUGCUAGAUCCAUCCGUGCAAAACGACGAACGUUCACUUUUCGAAGAAAAAUCUACCGCACGCAUACUGACCAAAAGCUUCGUCGUACCGUUCCUGCUUGGCCUUAAAUUCAACCUGGCAACACUGCUGCCGCUCGUCUUUGGCGGUCUGAUACUACUCAGCAAAAAGGCGCUCAUCCUAGGCAAGAUAGCUCUCUUUCUGUCCGGACUGUUUGGCUACGGUUCGUUUCUAACUCCCUCCCUCUACGGUGGUGGAUUCGGUGGCUAUGGCGGAGGCUUUGCCGGUCACGGAGGUAUCGGUGGUUUUGGAUUCGGUGCCAAACCCUUCCGCUACAACAACCCGCUCGCCGACAGUCCUGACUUUGACAAUCACCAACAUCAUCAGCAUCAUCAUCACGAUGACUACCACGGCGGCGGUGGUGGUGGUGGUGUGUCCCAUGAUUCCCACACCAGCGGUGGCUAUUACAAGAAGAAGGAUAAGUUCCUCAAUCUGGAUGAGCGUGUCGAACCGCAAACAGCUGCCUCGCUGGUGGAUAAAUUCUACGAGUACGAAAAGCAGCAAAUGCUAAAAGAUCGAACCGCACGGCUGUUCGAACGGAAGUUCUACGAACGGGAACAGCAACACCCGGGCGGUGGUGCAGCCGGUGGUCCGGAUUAUCCCUUUGUCACCGCAGACUUGGCCACCGAGCGUAACGAACGGUCGCUACCGGAAGGUGGCGGCACUGGAACUAGCGGACGUAACUUUGCCUGGAACGAUCAUUAG
Anopheles marshallii is the source of this 915-nucleotide messenger RNA. RefSeq lists its product as uncharacterized. The record is from RefSeq and is a predicted model, not a curated record. Bases 55 to 915 code for a protein of 286 amino acids. Lineage: Eukaryota; Metazoa; Arthropoda; Insecta; Diptera; Culicidae. The transcript is spliced from 3 exons.